Molecule: messenger RNA, 2197 nt
Organism: Bemisia tabaci
Lineage: Eukaryota; Metazoa; Arthropoda; Insecta; Hemiptera; Aleyrodidae
Source: RefSeq, a predicted model, not a curated record
UUAGUAAACAAGUAUGACUUUUCACAACUUGAGUUUCCGGUUGAAUUACAAGAUAUUCCCAAGUUUGAAAAAUUAAAUAAUGUAAGUAUUUCUGUUUUCGGUCUUAAUACAUCCGAAGAGAAUGAGACAGCGGAGGGAGAGGAGAGAAACGCGGGAGAGUCAUCAGAGCCUCCGAAAAAACGCCUUAAACGUGAAAAUUAUAAAAUAUUUCCUCUUAAAGUAGCAAAAUUAGAGAAGCAGGAUCAUAUCGAUCUCCUCUUCAUAUCAGAUGGGGCAGGAAACUUCCAUUUUGCCUGGAUUUCCAACUUUGAGUCCUUAGUCAGACGUCAACUUACAUCUCACGAGGAAAAGGUUUUCAUCUGUAAAAAGUGUUUUUCGCACUACAGAGAGCUGGAGCGUUUAGAAUCUCAUAAAAUUUUAUGCGAUAAGAUAUCAUCUGAUUCUUUUAUUCCGAAAUGUCCUGAAAAUUCCUAUGUAGAAUUCAAAAAUUUUGAAAGGUCUAUAAAACAUAAUUAUGUUGUCUAUUGUGAUGCUGAGUGCAUUCUUGCUCCGCUGGAAAAAGAAGGGAAUCCGACUACUUUUGCAUAUCAAAAACAUGUACCUAUCGCUUUUUCACUGAUUUUAGUUACUGAAGAUCCUUUAUUUAAUACAAUCAAAAAUCAACCGCUCGUUCAUUACGGAAAAAAUGCUCACGAGGCUUUCAUGAAUAAAAUCAUAGAAUUGGGGUACUCAAUUUCCGACAAUCUUAACGAUAAAACAUCACCCAUCACAAUGACGAAAGAAGAGGAGGAGUAUUUUAGAAAUAAACAAGAAUGUGAGCAUUGUACAGUAACUUUCACCGAUAAAAACCCUAAAGUUCGGGAUCAUAGUCACCAGCGGUUCGAUAUGAACGAUCCUAACGUCAAAAAAACUAAUUUCAGGGCUGUUUUAUGUCAGAAAUGCAAUGUUAAGCAUUAUCAUGCCAAAAGCUUAAAAGUUGUCGUACAUAAUGGAUCUCGAUACGACUUUAAAGCGAUGAUCAUUGGUCUCAGAGGGAACGAACACGAAAUUUCAAUUUUACCGAGUACUGAGGAAACAUACAUUAGUUUUUCAAUUCAACUUAAAAAUGGGUAUAAAAUCACGUUCAUCGACUCGUAUCGAUUCCUUUCUUUUUCGCUGAGCAAGCUUGCCUCAACAAUGCCCGCCGAUGCUUUUAAAAUAACGAGUACUUUAUGCAAGACAGAGGAACAGUUGAAGAUUGUCAAACAGAAAGCAGUUUUUCCUUAUGAUUAUAUUUCGGAUGAAGAAAAACUCUCAAUUACCAGCCCUCCUCCCCCGGAGGCUUUUUACAAUAAAUUAACCGAUGAACACGUAAGCGAUUUUGAUUAUCAGAGAUUUUGUCAUGCUUGGAGAGCUUUUGAUGUGAAAGAUUUAAAGGCCUAUCUGCUCCUUUAUCUUAAAAUCGAUACGACCAUUCUGCUUGAUUGCGUUGAAUUAUUCAGACAAUUCUGCAUUGACAAUUUUCAACUGGAUCCUCUGAACUACGUAACAUUACCUAGUUUCGCACAUGACGCAUUCUUAAAAAUGACAGGUGCAAAAAUUAAAUUAUUCAGCGAUUAUGACAUGCAUUUAUUCAUAAAUGAGGGAAUUAGAGGAGGAAUCACUCAAUGUUCUUUAAAAUAUGCAAAGGCAAAUAAUCCGUACAUCCCUGAUUCCUACAAUCCAUCGGAACCAACUUCUUAUAUACAAUAUAUCGAUGCCAACGGAUUGUACUGCUAUAUAAUGGCAACGGCUUGUUUACCAUACGACAAGUACGAAUGGAUGGAUGAGGAGGAGCUGCUGUGGCUUAAAAAUAAUUUAAUGCAUGUAUCUGAUGACGGACCAGUCGGAUACAUCGUAUCUGCUGACGUCAGAGUUCCCGAGCAUCUUCACGAUACGCAUAAAUGGCUACCAUUUCUUCCUGAGAAAAAAAUCCCUCCUGUCCCGGGAAGUAAACAGACUAAAUUGCUUGCAUGUCUCAAUGACAAAAAAGGGUACAUCGUUCAUUACGUCACAUUGAAACAAGCUUUGAAAAACGGAUUAAUUUUAGAGAAACUUGGCAAGGGUAUUAAAUUUUUACAGAAACCGUACAUGAAAUCUUUCAUGGAAAAAUGUGGAGAAUUACGUAAAGCAGCAAAAGAUGAUCCGUUUAAAUCAGCAACGAUAAAAUUGAUAGCAA